Messenger RNA from Daucus carota subsp. sativus, 1598 nucleotides. RefSeq names its product F-box/kelch-repeat protein At3g23880-like. Bases 141 to 1364 code for a protein of 407 amino acids. Gene Ontology annotation, molecular function: protein binding. The record is from RefSeq and is a predicted model, not a curated record. The transcript has a single exon. NCBI's taxonomy places the organism in Eukaryota, Viridiplantae, Streptophyta, Magnoliopsida, Apiales, Apiaceae.
GGAUUCGAAAUAUAAUUCGAUAAGUGAAAAAUAAUUCUAAUUCUAGUCGAAUUAAACUUGAUAGACUUGCUUAUAUAAACAGAACCGUAGAGAGGGAGAGGGACAAAGAAGAAGAGAGAGAGGGAAAGAAUAAACUAGGGAUGGGCGUUGAGAGCUUUGCGGUUAGGGUUUCUCCAGAACGAGCACAGCCAGGUAGUAAAAAACACAAAACGGUGUCGUUACCAGAGGAAUUAAUCCAAGAGGAGAUAUUGCCACGGCUCCCAAUCACAUCACUGGUACGUUUCAAACUUGUAUGUAAAUCAUGGCGAUGUUUAUUUUCCGACCCGCGAUUCGUAAAACAACACAACAAUUAUCAAAAUCCCGACGAUAAUGACUGCCUCGUUGUUCAUAAAUCAAACCACAUUGCUAUUCUCUCUCGUUACGGCGAGAAAUUUGUCCUACGUAGCUAUGGUUAUCGUUUGAUUGGUUCUGCUAAUGGCUUAGUUUGCAUACGCAGUGGCGAGGUAUUGUCAAUUUGGAACCCUGCCACUCGUCAAUCUAUGGAAUUUCAUCUUCCGCCGCUAGGUUAUGGUUGUUUGAAACGCGUAGGAUUUGGUUUUGAUCAUGUAAGUAAUGAUUACAAGGUUGCAAUUUGUUAUAACUCUCUUGAGUUUUUGCGUGUUUUUUAUGCUGUUUACUCGUGUCGUUCGGGUACAUGGACUUAUCAUGAGUUUGAUCAUCAUGAUUACGAGAUUAUUAUUUCUAAAUUUGAGGAUUCUUUCACUCCAACUACUAUGGUUAAGGAUUCUCCGUACUGGACGUGUUCUACUAUAGUUUCAUCCCGUAAGGACAAGAUUAAUCUAUCGUUGGUUGCACUUAAAUUUGAUGCUACAAGCAAUGAGUUCAAGUUGUUGCCUGACUUCUCUUCCGAUUUUAGUUGUGAAAAGACAUUUAAAGUCCUCAAUAUGAAGGGCCUUCUUAGUUUCAUGGCCUAUGAAUUAUGUCCAGUUCGUAAGCUCGAGGUAUAUUCUUUGGACGAGGAGAAUGGAUGUGGUGGUGGUGUCUGGAGUAAGAUGUACUGUUUCGGGCCAUUUGAAGAAUUUAGGCGUUUUAGGCUCCUGCAACAGGGUUUCAAGAAUGGCGAUGAGAUUGUAAUUUAUGAUAACGCUGAGAUUUACCGCUACAAUCACAAGAUGGGAACGUUUGAGUGCAUUCCGAGCACUGCACCACGUUUCAUCCUCGACUGCUUUACACAUACACCUAGUUUGGUUUCCCUUCAAGGAAUGACCUCUAUUUAUUCAAAAAACCAGACUCCUCCAGUUGGUCAGCACUCCACAACUCCUUUGCGAUUAAUAGAUUCGCUAAGAGAUCAUUUGCCAUUUUAAAAGACAGCUCAACUGUUCACUUGAAACUCCGGUUUUCAUGUUGUAGAGCAUAAGGCCAUUCUAAAUUAUGUGGUAUCUGUGCUUUACAAUACCUUUUUUUCUAUUCCUACUCAGGUUUUGUAAUCUCUCAUAUUUUUGGAACGGGGAAGUUUUCAUAGUUAUGCUAGUUUCUUCCGCGUUUGUUUCCAAUUUGGGUUAUCCUUUUACUAUAUUCUCUGAAUGUUGAUUUUUAAG